Halteromyces radiatus is the source of this 604-nucleotide messenger RNA. RefSeq names its product COPI associated protein-domain-containing protein. The transcript has 3 exons. The record is from RefSeq and is a predicted model, not a curated record. NCBI's taxonomy places the organism in Eukaryota, Fungi, Mucoromycota, Mucoromycetes, Mucorales, Cunninghamellaceae. Bases 1 to 597 code for a protein of 198 amino acids.
AUGUACUAUUUUCAUACAUGUCAUCCUGAUGACACUCAAAUCAUUGCAUUUAUAACCCUUGGCUUCAUCAAUAUUAGUAUCUACAUCUUUGUAUUUGCUGCUGCAAUCAUCAAAGCUUUGGAUGGGAAAUUGGGAGAAAUUAUUCAAGCGGUCUAUUGCACAAUUUUUACUAGUUUUCUAGUCUUCAAUGAGUUGAAAACGUUCGGAUUAAGUGAUAUAUAUUUUGGAUUCUUGAAUGUACAUCAUGGAAAAGGAUUAUUAAUGUUAUUUCUUGGUUGUAUCGUCAUGUGUGAAAAUGCAUUCAAUAUCAUUGUUUCCAUCUUUAGUUUUACUAUGGGACUUGGCUAUGUGAUUUUAUCCUUUGUACCCAACGUACCAUUACCAAAAGAUGUAUGCUCUCGUUUACAACAAUAUUGGAAUAGACGAUUGGUCGAUAAACCCAAUCCUCAUCAUACUCUAUUAGAUCAUCAUCAUCCUAUAUCCUCACCACCUUCAGAUCAACUAUACCAUCAUCAUUUAUAUUUUCAUCCUGCUUCGCCUUUUUCAAAACAACCAAUCCAUCCUAUGGUGGAGCAUCAAACAUCAUUACAUUAUUAAAAAAAAA